AACUCGAGGAGAAAGCAAAACAAAACGUUCAUAGUUAAAACAACAACAACAACGAAGUAUUUAACUUUAAUAUACAUGUGUGUUAAUGACACCUGAUGACGCAUGUGUCUUACGCAAGGAACCAAAUAAAGUAAGUUUAAUAUUAGGGCUGUAACUACGAAUGGAAACGUAACAAAGCUGGACGGGAAUGAAUUCUAUUGAUGCCCCGUAAAGCCUCAAACACAGGGAAGCCUCCAUUGCUGUUUCUGGAGCGACCACUGAACGGAGCCAGACUCCAAAAUGAGCCCGAUGUGCGAGCAGCUCUUCAACCCAAAGAGUUCUUCACAGAGACACAAGCACAGAGCAGCUCCACUCUUAAUUCGUGGGUAAACCCACAAUUUGACACCUCACUCGCAGCUGCACCUCCAGCAAGAAGAGGGAGGAGGAAAUGUCAGUCCGCUACGAGCAUCCUUGACCGAUGCAGUCAGCUGUCCAGGAAAACCAGUGUAUGCAAAUUCCCCUCGUUAUCGUUCCAGACAAGGUCAAGAGACCAUCAACCAAAGAGCACACGUGCAAACAAAGCCACAGAGUCGGCUGCUGUGCCCGAUGAGGGAAAUCUACCACACAGAUCAUGCCGAAUCAAAAAGGCGGUUUCAUGUGCACAGCAUGUACAGUUGCCAAAGAGACAGUCGUCCUCAAUUAGGAAAAAGAAAGAGGAGAGAUUUUCUGAUGGUGCUUCAUCCUCCAGCAGAUGUGUUGACCAGGCUGAAGCCUCACCUAUUCGAGGGGAGAAACGCACAGUUCCAGCGAACGCUUUAACACCUGACUCAACUGAGUUAAGCAGUAUUGGUCCAGCCCCAGAUGUGGACACACCGAAACUAAUACAAGAGGGGAGAAGUUGUCCCUCUUCCCCCUCUGUACACCUGCUACUGGCUCAAUCAUGUUCACCGCCAAGUAAUCAUCCACCUGACAUUUUGGUGGCGGACACGCCAGAGAGGGAUUAUGGGUUGAAGGUGACAUGGAGGAAGAGGAAGGGUCUGAUGUUGCUUUUAAAAACGCGAGGUCUUCUCUCUGAUUCGGAUGUGCUCAUUCAUAGCUGAUGUUCAGGUUUGGUGAGAAGAGAAUCAGGCAAUAAUGUCAACAGAGAAGAAACCCCUGUUAUUCACUGGACAAUUUCUGUGAUCAGAAUUCUCCAUGAAGCAUUUUACAGAACUGAAUUGAGCUUCUACCUCUGAUUGUCACACAUCAGGUUACUGAUUGUUAACUGUUUACUUUGAUUCAAUUCAAUGACAAGCCAAGGAGGUAAUGAUAUAACUGCCUCACUCUGUGUAAGAGUCAAAAAUAAAUCUGAUUAUAGGUCUAAUUACUGCAAUAUCCAUUUCUGAGAAUAUGCCUACACAGAUUCCAUUCAUACUUGGUUUUUCCAGAUAAUGUUACAAAUCACAGACAAGUCUUGUUUUCAAAUUGCAACCUCUGGCAGGAAAAACCCUAUCUCUUGUUAUGUGAAUACUUCUUCAUUGAAAUAACUAUAAAUUGAUCCGGACUGUGCCUACAUGAUCUAUAACUGAUAUCACAUCACCAUAACUUUCUCAAUGACAUGAAAUCAAAGGUUUGAUAAAAGCAAGGACAAUUUGAUUGUUGUUUUUGAUGCAAUGCCAUGUAACUCUAAACAUCAUGUAUUACAACAAAAGAGAUGUGUAAUAAAUAUAUGUGUGCAAAGAAAGACAAGCAGUGUAGGUAAGGGUGGGCAGGUAGCUGUUAUGGUGUAAAAAUGAAAUUUAAAAUCAAAACUCAAUGUUGAAUAAAAUA
Molecule: messenger RNA, 1788 nt
Organism: Limanda limanda (common dab)
Lineage: Eukaryota; Metazoa; Chordata; Actinopteri; Pleuronectiformes; Pleuronectidae
Gene: rhno1
Product: RAD9-HUS1-RAD1 interacting nuclear orphan 1
Exons: 3
Coding region: 201-1079 (292 amino acids)
Biological process (GO): recombinational repair; cellular response to ionizing radiation; DNA damage checkpoint signaling
Cellular component (GO): chromosome; nucleus
Source: RefSeq, a predicted model, not a curated record